Molecule: messenger RNA, 3804 nt
Organism: Lucilia sericata (common green bottle fly)
Lineage: Eukaryota; Metazoa; Arthropoda; Insecta; Diptera; Calliphoridae
Product: gamma-aminobutyric acid receptor alpha-like
Exons: 7
Coding region: 378-2429 (683 amino acids)
Biological process (GO): chemical synaptic transmission; regulation of membrane potential; nervous system process
Cellular component (GO): synapse; membrane; neuron projection
Molecular function (GO): neurotransmitter receptor activity; transmembrane signaling receptor activity; extracellular ligand-gated monoatomic ion channel activity
Source: RefSeq, a predicted model, not a curated record
GUGAAUGUGGUCAUUUAGAGUGACAUCCGGCGGAAAUAAAUAAAAACAAACUGUCUCUGUAUGAGUGUAACUAAACUACCAGUAAAGAUUUGCUUUUCAGCACACUAACUAAAUAGAAAAAUGUAAAACAACUUGUCAACAACAGAUUUGUUGAUAAAAACAAACUCUAGAAAAUAAAUUUUCUAACAUUCUUUCUACAUACAUAUAACUCUGGCAACUUAUGCAUAUAUCAACAAAACCAACCAACAGUAACGCACCAACAACUGCCAGCAACAUUAUAAAAACAAACAAUUAGACCAUAAAACAACAUCAACUAACACUACCAAAACAUCUAACAACAACAUCAAAAGCUUAAAUAGGAAACUACUCAAACAAACAUGUUAAUGAAACCACUGUCCUUUAACUAUUGGCUAAUUUUUAAUUUGAAGUCCAAACUACUAACAAUGACCCUGCUGCUAAAGACAAGUUUAAAACAAAAACAUUAUUUUAAUAUUUAUCUCAAUAAAAUUGUCUACUGUCUACGUUUGUCAUUGUUCGCUGUCUAUGCCUUGAUGUGGUUAGGUCUUUUUGAUAGCGCCACCAAAUUUACCGAAGCAGCUCCUCAUAUACGUUUAACACAACGCAACAAUCAUGCCAACAUUUCGGAGUUAUUGGAUAAUCUUUUACGUGGUUAUGACAACAGCAUACGACCAGGUUUUGGAGGACCACCUGCUACCGUAGAGGUAGAUAUAAUGGUGCGCAGUAUGGGACCUAUUUCGGAAGUUGAUAUGACUUAUUCGAUGGAUUGUUAUUUUCGUCAAUCAUGGGUGGAUAAACGUUUGGCUUUCAAGGGUGCCCAAGAUACAUUGGCAUUAAGUGUUUCAAUGUUGGCACGUAUUUGGAAACCAGAUACAUAUUUCUACAAUGGCAAACAAAGUUAUUUGCAUACGAUAACAACACCAAAUAAAUUCGUUAGAAUCUAUCAGAAUGGUAGGGUGUUGUAUUCAAGUAGGCUCACCAUUAAAGCUGGCUGUCCCAUGAACUUGGAAGAUUUUCCCAUGGACAUACAGAAAUGUCCUUUAAAAUUUGGCUCCUUUGGUUAUACCACUGCCGAUGUUAUCUAUCGCUGGAAUAAAGAACGACCAGCUGUGGCCAUAGCUGAGGAUAUGAAAUUGUCACAAUUUGAUUUGGUCGAUUGUCCGGCUGGUAAUAUAACGGAUGUUGUUUACAAAGCAGCCGCACCCAAUUACCAAAAUGUCAUUGAUGAAAACAACUAUAAGCGUAGACAACAACAAUUACAACAGCAGCAACAACAACAACAGCAUCAACAUUCCCUACAACAGCCAUACCUACAACAGCAGCAGCCUCAACAACAUCAACAGGAUGCUACAAAAAAUAGUAAAAUUUUAACAACAUUUGCUGGACCGGCAGCAAAAAAUCAACAUGUACGCGGUACUGGCAUACAACUGGAUAAGACAGCUGCCUUUGAUAAGCAUGGUCAGAGUAUACGUUUGGAAACGUCACAGACUUCCGAAUACUCCAUGUUGAUGGUGAACUUCCAUUUACAACGUCACAUGGGCAACUUUUUGAUACAAGUCUAUGGUCCUUGCUGUCUUCUAGUGGUCUUAUCAUGGGUCUCUUUCUGGUUGAAUCGUGAGGCUACCGCUGAUCGUGUUUCUCUGGGCAUAACCACCGUUUUGACCAUGACUUUCUUGGGUCUGGAGGCCCGCACCGAUCUACCCAAGGUGCCCUAUCCUACAGCUUUGGACUUUUUUGUUUUCCUCUCUUUUGCCUUCAUCUUCGCCACCAUUUUACAAUUCGCUGUGGUUCACUAUUUCACCAAAUAUGGAUCGGGCGAAUGCUACUUUAUCAUCGAAGAAAUGGAAUCGGAUACAGAAUCGGAAAUGUUGGAAAGUCAAACGGGUAAUAGAAGUGAUAUGGAAUCGGAAUUUGCCACUAGUACAGAAUCGAAAAUCUAUGAGGUUAUUCCCUUGUCCAUGUGUUCCAUCAAUAUACCGCAACGUCGGGAAUCGUCGAGAAGAAAACGUAGACGUUCGGAGGAGCGUAAGUUCAAGGGAAAAUGGGGUUUUUGGCGUAAUCUGGCUGAAUGUUUAAAUUGGCCCUGUUGGAAGAGUAGCCAAGGGAGGAGGCAUAAAGCUCGAUUUGAUAUUUCCGAGGAUGAAGAUGAUGAGGAACAGCACUUGAGAUCAAAUGAAGAUUCUACACCCCGCAAACUUUCGGGACGUCGUCGCAUGUCCUAUUAUCGCCGUGAAGAACUAGAAGCUCGCCGCAAGGGCAAACGCACACCCCAAUAUAAUUCGGUCUCAAAAAUAGAUCGCGCCUCGCGUAUUGUCUUUCCCAUUUUAUUCAUUGUCAUUAAUGUUUUCUAUUGGUAUGGUUAUCUAUCGCGCAGUUCACGCAUUUUGGCCCACAGUAAUACGACCACCUGAUGUUAUCUUUUAGCAAUUUAGGUGUUUAAAUUAAAGAAAUCUUGGCAAAUUUACAAUUAAGGCAGAUGGGGUUUUGAGAGGAAAAAUCGGGUCAAUGGAUUAUGGGAUCAAAGUUGUUCAACUUAUUUACUUUAUGCUGCUACUGCUUUAAUCUUUACUGCUAUGAAAUAUGAUUUCUUUAAACUAAAUUGCUAAUUUACCGAAAUACAACUACAAACACACAAUCAUCAACAGUUCAAAUUUAAGUUAAAAAAAAGCUUUCGGAAAAAGCUUUAAAUAUUUUAAAAGAUAAUAAACUCAUUAAGCUAUAAUUUAGUUAAAAAACUAUUAUUUAAGUUAAAGCUUUUGCAAAAUUUAAAAUUAGUUAAUUUAUUAUUUCAAUUAAUAAAGCUUUACAAAAAAGCUUUUCAAACAUUAAAUUCUAUUCUAUUAUAAUAAAAAUAUGUUAAAUGUAAGUUUUGAAAUAUGUUAUAAACAUUACCAAAAUCUUUAGGUUUGAAAUUAAGAAAAUUCCUUACCAGAAGCUUAAAAGCUUUUGUUUAUAAAAUUGCCAUAAGGUAUAUGGGGAAAGCUUUAGUUUGCAAUAUAGGUAAAUUAUGUUAAAAUAAUCAGUUAAAACAAAUAUUCUUUGAAUUUAUGUUGAAUUAAUAAAAGCUCUAAUGAAAGCUUAAGUUAGCUUAAAGCUUUUUAAAGAAAAACUUAGUAAACUCUAUCAUAGUUAAUUUUUAACAAACAUAUUUUAAAUUUAAGUUAAGGGAAAAAGCUCUAUAAAAAGCUUUUGCAAAAAUUAAGGCAAGUAAAUGUUAAUUUUUAAAUAAAGUUAAUGUUAAACCAUAAUUUUAGACCAUAAAGUUAAAAAUUAUUGAAAUCAAAGCAAUAAUCAAAAGCUUUCACAAAAGCUCUUGCUAUUUAAGCAAUAAACUUAAAGCUUAACAGAAAACAAAAGCUAGGUUUAAAAAUUGUGUAGUUCAAGCUGUUGCUUAAAAUUAAAGCAAUAAACUUAAUGCUUUAGUAAAAGCAAAAAGCUCAUGAUAUAAAAUCAAUUAACUUAAAGCUUUAAUGAAGUCAAAAGCUUUUGAAAUCAAAGCUAUAAACUUAAAGCUUUCACUAAAGCAAAAGCUCUUGAUUCUAAAACAAUAAUAAUGAAGUCAAAAGCUCUAGAAAUCAACACAAUAAAAAAAGCUCUUGCAGUCAAAGUAACAAAUUACAAACUAUAUAUUAAAAGAGCUUUAAAUUAAUCUUAUGUUAUUUAAGUAAAAACUUUAAUUUGUAGGCAAAAAUGUUCUAAAGUUAUGUAAAAGUGUUAUUAGAAAGUUUAAAAGGAGAAGCUUUCAUUUUAAAUUAAAAGCUUUCUAAGUUUUAAAACGAAAAACAU